This is a messenger RNA of Prunus armeniaca (apricot), 261 nucleotides long. NCBI's taxonomy places the organism in Eukaryota, Viridiplantae, Streptophyta, Magnoliopsida, Rosales, Rosaceae. The record is from the annotation of a GenBank genome assembly.
AUGGACCCUAGAUACACAGGAGAGAUAUUGAAGCAUUUGGAGAAGCAAAGUGAGCUCCUUAAGGAAGCCAAAAUAUCAAUGUCUGAAGAAUUGCAUCAGUUGAAGGUAGAAGAAGAAAUGCUGAUGCGCAAGUUCUAUGAGAUCAUGUCAGCUCAUGGUAAAGUUAAAAAGAGUGAAGAUCCCAGUAAAGUUUCAGAUGAUGGUGAAAUUGGAAACUCCACUGCAAUAGUCACUACUACUAGCAAUGAAGAAUGCAGAUGA